Molecule: messenger RNA, 352 nt
Organism: Trypanosoma theileri
Lineage: Eukaryota; Euglenozoa; Kinetoplastea; Trypanosomatida; Trypanosomatidae
Exons: 1
Source: RefSeq, a predicted model, not a curated record
GACACUGCUUUCUUUUCUGUUCCGUAUUAAAAGCAGCAACAAAGAAACAAUCCCAUUCCUUUCCAUCAUGCAGAAAAAUGUUAACACUAACAAAGGGUCUCCUGGUGAGGUCCACCAUCUCCCCUCCUUUCCCCUUCAGGCACUAGAGAAAACCACUGCAAGAGAGGCGACAGUGCAACAGACAACGCACACUUUUGUCUCUGCAUUUCGUCAAUACUACUCCUCUCCUCAUCAUCAUCAGUCUGCAAUAAAAAAGAACAACAACACUGACUAUUCACAAAACAUCAACAUAAACUUUAUUUUUUUAUUUUUUGCGUCACACCCUGUGUGCAAGAAAACACAACCCAAGUGA